Molecule: messenger RNA, 4445 nt
Organism: Amphiprion ocellaris (clown anemonefish)
Lineage: Eukaryota; Metazoa; Chordata; Actinopteri; Pomacentridae
Product: Transmembrane protein 150A-like
Exons: 8
Coding region: 425-1279 (284 amino acids)
Source: RefSeq, a predicted model, not a curated record
GGAGUGUCUCGUGGCGGCGGUGCACCGAGACAGACCGCUGAGAGAAACGAGCUUCCCCCUAACUCCUCUCACAGCGAGGACGGCUAACCGGAACCGCAGCCGCUCGGGAAAACACACAAAAAUAGGAUAUAAAAGUAAGGCUGGACCGUGGUAGUUUCCCCUCCGCCCACCUGAGCCGUGGAGGACACGUCGGCGUACUCAAAGUUUCCAGAAAAAAGCUGCACAAACCUGCUAGCUAACAGAAGGCUAAAAGGACACAUCUGUCGUGCCAGCGUCCUAUCGACCAUCCUCCACCUGCAGGAAACAUGAAUCACUCGGUGGCAAUGCAGAUGUCAUUGACACUCAGUUAAAUGUUACUUGAGCAGAUAUCGCUCGGCUGGCCGAAGAGGAAAAAGAAGAAAGGGACUGUUCAAGGUGCUGGAAGAUGUCUCUCUGGAUGAUACUGCCUGUUAGCCUCCCAGUCCUGACCAUCACUGGGAUAUGGGUUGUGUAUGCCAUGGCUCUGUACAACCAGCACGUCUGCCCCGUGGAUAAUUGGUUGUACAACCAGUCGUGUGAAGAGGAGCUGUAUUUGCAGAGCGGGCCAUCCUUGUGCUGCACGCUGGACAACGUACCUCUGAUCAGCAAAUGUGGGACUCUCCCCCCUGAGAGCUGCUUCUUCAGCCUUAUCUGCAGCACAGGCUCAUUCAUGGUUAUGGUGAUUGUGCUGCUCCGCUAUGCCCACGUUAUUGAGAAGCAUCAAAACUGUGUUCUCAACACGGCGAGUCUCUCCACAGGCUGGAUCUGUGCUGCUGGACUCAUCAUGGUGGGCAACUUUCAGGUUGAUAAUGCCAAAGUUCUCCACUAUGUCGGAGCAGGCAUCGCCUUUCCCACCAGUAUGCUGUUUGUGUGCCUGCAGUCAGCGCUGACCUACCGACUGGCCAAGACCCAGGGGGAGUACAGCUUGGCCCACCUCCGGCUCUGCAUGACCCUGCUGGCCUUCGUAGCCUUGGUGCUCAGUGGCGUGUUUUUCUGUCAGGAGAGCUUCGUCCUGCAGCACGCCUCUGCCAUCUUUGAAUGGGUGUUCUGCGUCAUCAUCAUGCUGUUUUACGGGACGUUUGCCUUUGAGUUUGCCAGCAUGUCAGGAGACACCAUGGUGGUUCUAGCUCGAGGUGGGACCCUGGGACCCGCUGGGAGAGAACACAAGGUGGACGCACUGGGAGCACUGGGGGCACUGGGAGGGCUUGGUCCGCACUCACAACCACAUGCACACCAACCUGAAAACAUGUCCAUCCUGUAGCCUCCUGGCACGUCUCGAUGCCACGCAGUUGCCUUGUUUAUUCCUUUCAAACUCUGGUUGCUGGAUGAGUUUAAUUAUUCAUUUCCAGCCACGUUCGCCUGAAGCUUUGAAACGAACCAGGCCAGUGAAGCAGCUGUUCAUGGCCGAGCGGGUGCAGAUCUGCCGCCACAGCGGAGAGCUCGGUUGGUGUUGUGCUCAUAUCAAGCUAAAGAACAUUGUUUGCAUUUUGCACAUUGCACAAACCAAAUUUUCUCCCGAAUCUGUCCUGUCGUCAGUGACCAGCAGGGAAGUAGUUGUCAAUCAGAUCAUUAUAAUGUGCUGCUCCCCUUGAGUUCCUGUAAACUAUCUCAAUAUGUGGCCUUGGACCGUGUCCUCUUUAGUGACUGAUGAUGGUUUCAGUGUAUGUAAAGAAGUGAAGGCUGCUGGACGGCCUAGCUGACAGUAUUACAGUAGUCAGACAGUGAGAAGGUGUUUAUGAGUGUUUCAGUGGGAGCAAGGUCAGACCUCAGGCUUGUUUUCCUGCCAGAGUUUGGAUGAAUGCAAUAAAUUCAGUGAAACGGUCUGUCACAUAGAAAGUAUAGAAAUGUUUUAGUCAGAACCAGGCAGCCGUCUAGAUUUUACAAUCAUUUGAAUCUCCUUUAAGCGAUAUUUGCGAUAUCAAAUAACUCUCUGAUUAUUAACACGUGAUUCUACAUAGGUUUCAGCUGCUUUUCUUAUCUGACCAUUUUAGUUAUUCAGUCUGCAUACUCGACUGCAUGUUACCUCCCGGUCAAAGAUGAGUGAAUGAUAAAGCCGAAGACCCAGAUAUGUGUCUCAGGAGUUGGUUGGCCAAAGCUGAAUGGAAAGUGAAUGUUGGGCUCAUGUUCUUCAGGUUGACAUUAGAAGAAUAAUGUGCUCUGCUGGUGUUCUGAUGGGUGUGUACGUAGGUGUUAGCUGUGGCAACUUAUUUUGGUUUGUUUUGUAGUUAAAAUCACCUUAAUGCAGCUUUAAAGUAUGCGUCAUUUAUGUUUAAAGGACAGCUCCAAAUAUGCAAGCCUAGUCCCUGGACACAGGGUCUUAUUCUGUCUGCUUUGGUUGAGGUUUCAUUGUUUUAAAGUCAUAAAUUCAAAUCAUAACUGCAUCUAGAAAUGAGUUUGUCUUUCCUUCUUACUGUUAGCUUGAUGAUAAACCUGAAAUAAUAUUGGAUUCAGUUUCCUCUCUGUAAAAGAAUAUGAAAGAGGGGUGACAGAGUGUCCAGAGGUCAAAUGCAUGCCAGCUAAUUCAAGCCAGAGCUCUGACUUUAUUGAGUUUAGUGACGAGGCAUCACACGUGCUUUCAGGUCCUCUAUGGAUGGAGGUCUGCAUCUUAUUAUGCCCCGUCAAGAAGGAGGAGAAUGUGCUCGUUGCUUUACCUGCUUGUUUUUCUUUAAAGCUCUGCGUAGUUGGAGUUUUUUUCAGCAUGUCAAGCUGGUGCAGUGGGAUAAAGGGAAAAGGUUUGUAAUGUAAGACUGAGAUGCACUGUCCUGACUCUGUGUUACUGUUUAAAAUGUGCCAAAUAUCAAUUUGCCUAUGGCAUCGGUGCUAAAACACAAAAAGGCCUUAUUCUGUCAUCUUCCACCUUUCUUAGUUGUGAUUAUGAAAGCAAUAAGGGGAGACAUAGUCAAUCAGUUACAGCCUGCAUAGAGAAGGUCCUUGUGAGUGCCAGAAAGACUAGUAUCUAGAGAAAUGCUCCCUGCUGAGAGAACACAGUUCAUAUUUUUAGGAAAUUGUUAACAUCUCAGUGUAAUAUUAACACAUUUUGAGGUCCGAGCUGAAAACCAGGUCAAACAGAAGGUUUACAACAGUCGUACUCUUGUUAGUUGGCCGUCAUUACGCCCUCAGACCAUAGCCGGCCACAUGUUGGGCAGAGGUUUGGUUAUAGUGCCAGUAAAAGUGGUUCAGUGGCAAACUUUUCACUCAAGUUUCACAAUCUUUUACUAAUGGACUGAAAUGUGGUAAUUCACCAUCAGGCUGAAUGUAUACGUUCAAAAAGACUGAACAGGAGAAGCUCAUGGACGCUGCAACGUGGAACGAGCUGGAAGGUUCGCCGCUUGAUCACUUGCUUCUCCCUACUGGUCGAACAGCUUAUUGCUUGAGUUUGUGUAAAAGUCAGAGCUGUGGUUUUGUAUCUCAGCUCACGGGACGUCUUGUUUUCUACUUGAAAAAAAACUCUACAUGUUUGUGUCCACAGCCAAGAAUAUUCAGUUGGCGACAGUUUUAAGGUCAAAUCUGCAGAUAUGGAGUUACUGUCAUAACAAGUAGGGAGGUCUCCUGUGAUGAUACACUACUUUUACAAUAUGCAUUCCUCUAACAAAUCACAGUGGAAAUUUGAUGCGUUUCGUGUGUUUAGCCAAAUGACGGUGCUGCUCAUGUUGCUCUAGCAAGAAACAUAUUGUCAUUUGACAUUUAUUAAAAGUGUUUAAUUUUACAUCAUUGAUGCCUGUUUCCGGUUAACGCUAAACAGUUUGACAUUUUGCAUUGCCUGCUACACAUCUUUCUCUUUAUUUUGUGCCACCAUCUCUACUUUCUGUCUUUUGUUCUUGUUUAUGGAUCUGUCUGAUCUUCGCUCUCAGGAAAAUGUUACAACACCAGCUACGUUGUUUGAUUCCGUUUGCUUCUGCCUUCUGAUGAUGAGGACUCGUGUCUAUUUGUUUUGUGUAGUAUAGGUGCAACUGCUUUUUCACAGUUAUAGGGCUGAUGGUUAGCCGUGGUGUAAUAGAACGUUUUUGUUAAUCAAAUAAAAGCUUAAAACAUAAGCAUUCUUGUAAUGUUAGCUUGUGAGAAUGCUUAUGCUGCUCACGCAAACGUGGUUAAAUAUCGGCAAGAAUAAAUGAGCUUCCUCGUGUAAUCAGUAGAUCACUGGUGAGAGCAUUCUGACAAACUAAACAGCUCUAGUAAACCUCACAGAAAUGUUAAUGUCACUCUCAGUCGGACAGCGAAAUGCUCCCUGUGCCUUAUGUAUUAUUUUGAUAAUGAAAACCAAAGAUGUCUUGGUUGCAAAUUCUAUUUUGAUGAAAAGUCAUGAUUGUAUACAUGUAUGCCUUAAUGUUCAAUAAAGAAAAACUGAAAAAAGCAAAUGUUUAAACGUAUUUGCACAAAUGACCAUGAGCGUGUUAUGAAUAAAGGCCAGAGAGUGGUUUAUAUCUUUA